Messenger RNA from Trypanosoma rangeli, 345 nucleotides. RefSeq lists its product as uncharacterized. Lineage: Eukaryota; Euglenozoa; Kinetoplastea; Trypanosomatida; Trypanosomatidae. The annotation marks the transcript as partial. The transcript has a single exon. The record is from RefSeq and is a predicted model, not a curated record.
AUGCACAUGUUUUGCCCUCGUUUCACUGCCGCUAGCGACUGCGGGAACAGGGUGCAUAAGGGUAGCGGCAUUAUUGUGCGUAGACUAGCGCGUGCAGCCGCCAACGGCAAGACACAUGCCGGUGGGCUGCGGCGGCUAGUGGGUUUCACGCCCGUCGUGAGGGAUUUUGUGCUGGGAGCGCCGUCCUUUUUGACGGCGGCACGAGACUUUGGACACCUGGUGCGUGAGGUGGACCCUCACGGGUUCAAGGGAGACAUCCACGCGCUCCGGCACAAAGACGCGGUAAGCACGCAACGGCACGUGGCGGAUGCCUUAGCCUCCAAGGAGGAGAACAUUAUUUUUUCU